This is a messenger RNA of Drosophila hydei, 675 nucleotides long. Its product is annotated as myophilin. Bases 86 to 595 code for a protein of 169 amino acids. Gene Ontology annotation, biological process: actomyosin structure organization. Lineage: Eukaryota; Metazoa; Arthropoda; Insecta; Diptera; Drosophilidae. The record is from RefSeq and is a predicted model, not a curated record. The transcript has 3 exons. Gene Ontology annotation, molecular function: actin binding.
UGUUUCAACAACUUGCGUCAGUCGAAAAUUCAAUUUUGUUCGCAAAAGUCGCGCACAGCUCAGCAUUUUUGAAACUAAACAUACAAUGGCUCCACGCAACAAGGAACAGGAACAGGAGGUGCUCAACUGGAUCUUCGCAGUGCUCGGCGAAAAAGUGCCCAGCGGCCAGUAUGAGGAUAUUCUGAAGGACGGCAUCUGGCUGUGCAAGCUGGCCAAUAAGCUGGCCCCUGGCUCCGUUAAGAAGAUUCAGGAGCGCGGCACCAACUUCCAGCUGAUGGAGAACAUUCAGCGCUUCCAGGCGGCGGUGAAGAAGUACGGCGUGCCCGAGGAAGAGAUAUUCCAAACUGCCGAUCUGUUCGAGCGUCGCAAUAUUCCACAAGUGACCCUUUCGCUGUACGCCCUGGGUCGUAUUACACAAAAACAUCCCGAAUUCACUGGCCCGACUCUGGGUCCCAAGAUGUCCGAAAAGAACGAGCGCACCUUCACCGAAGAGCAGCUGCGUGCUCAUGAGGGUGAGCUGAACUUGCAGAUGGGCUUCAAUAAGGGCGCCUCCCAGGCGGGUCAUGGCGGCUUUAGCAACACGCGCCACAUGUAAAACGCCAAUUAACACCCACGCACACGCACACGCACACCCACACGCAUACACACCAAUGCAAAUAUCAACACACACACACA